GGGGCGGCCGCAGGCGUGACCUUCCCAACAUGGCGGCGGCCGGGCGUGAGUGAGGGCGGGCCCUGGACGCGCCCAGACCAAUGGCAAACCGCGAGAGGCGCGGGGGCGGGGAAGACGACAGCCGCAUGCCCAACCCGGGGCUCGGGAGGUGGCUGAGGAGUGAAUUUUCUGGAAGGCGACUUUAAAGGCGCCAGGCCGGAGCGAAGGGCGUUUUGGUGUCGCCGCCGCCUGGGCCUGGGAGGGGGCGCGUUAGUGGCAGGAAGCGAGCUACGCCGAGGUUGCUGCGGAACCAGCUGGUGACCGGCAGGAUGAACCACAAGAGUAAGAAGCGGAUCCGCGAGGCCAAGCGGAGUGCGCGGCCGGAGCUCAAGGAUUCUCUGGACUGGACGCGGCACAACUAUUACGAGAGCUUCUCGCUGAACCCGGCGGCCGUGGUGGAUAACGUGGAAAGGGCAGAUGCUUUACAGCUGUCUGUGGAAGAGUUUGUGGAGCGAUAUGAAAGGCCUUACAAGCCCGUAGUUCUGCUCAAUGCCCAAGAGGGCUGGUCUGCACAGGAGAAGUGGACUCUGGAACGCCUGAAAAGGAAAUACCGGAACCAGAAGUUUAAGUGUGGUGAGGAUAAUGAUGGCUACUCGGUGAAGAUGAAGAUGAAAUACUACAUUGAGUACAUGGAGAGUACGCGAGAUGACAGCCCCCUUUACAUCUUUGAUAGCAGCUAUGGUGAACACCCCAAAAGAAGGAAACUUUUGGAAGACUACAAGGUGCCCAAGUUUUUCACUGAUGACCUUUUCCAAUAUGCAGGGGAGAAGCGGAGGCCCCCUUACAGGUGGUUUGUAAUGGGGCCACCACGCUCUGGAACUGGGAUUCACAUUGACCCACUGGGAACCAGUGCCUGGAAUGCCUUAGUUCAGGGCCACAAGCGCUGGUGCCUGUUCCCAACGAGCACUCCCAGGGAGCUCAUCAAGGUGACACGUGAAGAAGGAGGGAACCAGCAGGAUGAAGCUAUUACCUGGUUUAACGUGAUUUAUCCCCGGACACAGCUUCCAACCUGGCCACCUGAAUUCAAACCCCUGGAAAUCCUGCAGAAACCAGGAGAGACUGUCUUUGUACCAGGAGGCUGGUGGCAUGUUGUCCUCAAUCUUGACACUACUAUUGCCAUCACCCAGAAUUUUGCCAGCAGCACCAACUUCCCUGUUGUAUGGCACAAGACGGUAAGAGGGAGACCAAAGUUAUCAAGGAAAUGGUAUAGGAUCUUGAAGCAAGAGCACCCUGAAUUGGCAGUUCUGGCAGACUCAGUCGACCUUCAGGAGUCCACAGGGAUCGCCUCUGACAGCUCCAGUGACUCCUCCAGCUCCUCCAGCUCCAGCUCAUCAGACUCCGACUCAGAGUGUGAGUCAGGGUCUGAAGGUGACGGGACCGUGCACCGCAGGAAGAAGAGGAGGACGUGCAGCAUGGUGGGCAACGGGGACACCACCUCCCAGGACGACUGUGUGAGCAAAGAGCGCAGCUCCUCCAGGAAGAGUCAAUCUAAAGAAGUUAAAACUUAAAAAUCCGGGCACAAUAAUGUCUCCCAGUCUUGAAGAUGGCAGUGCUGAAGGACGAGAGUGCUGUGCCACCUGUGGGACUGGCUGCAGCAACACGUGCCUUGAUGCUUAGUGGAGCAGCCCUGAAAACCGUGCCACAAGAGGCCCCGGAGCCAGUGCCUGCUGCAGUGCUUCUGGCAGCAUUCCCGAUCUCACACAAGAUGGUGCCAAAAUUCCAGAAGUUCACUUGGCCAGACUGGGAUGCCGGUCCGUCCUCCCACGGCCAAGCAGUCCCUUGGGCUGCAGAUGCUGAGGCAUUUACACCUGAACAGAAGUGCAGAACACUGAAGGUUGCUUUGAGACUUGUUUUCUAUAUCAUCAGGAAACCAAUAUACAGCUGCAUCCCCAUGGUCCUCAUCACAAAGAAAUUCAGUUGCAACUGUGAAGCCUGGAGUUCCACUGUCCUCUGUUAACGUUGAUCAGCCUUUGUUCUCAGAGAUCACACUACACAGGGCAUUGGCCACCUUGUCAUCCCAGCGCUUUCUGAACUACAAAGUAACCCCGUAAUCGGGAAGACUGGAACAGCAUUCAUUUCUCAGUUCAAGAUGAUUACCACUUUUUCUGAAAGGACACCCUACUUGACAAUGAAGGGGUUCAUUGCCCAAAGCCUCCCAUGUGCUACAAAGCUUCCAAAAGCUGGCCGUGAAAUUCAGACUUCUCUCCAAACUGAACAAAAGUCACUCACCAUGCAUGGCACUCUUCUCACACUUAAUUGUUCACCGGUUACCCAUAAUAAACUUGGCCUAGCAAAGUUCCCAAAACUAUGGAAAGUAGAAAAAGCAAAGGAGACCAGACACUCAGAGACUGUCAGUCUGGGAAGGACAACCUCAGAACUAUUGCUGAUUCAGAUACUGAAAUAGGAAUUUCAAAAACUCCCAUCAAGAGGAAAAAGCUCAAGGCUGCCAGUGAAGAAGCAAAUUUGUAAAGUGACCCAACAAGAAAUCGAGCCAGCAAUCAAGCGUAGAUGUUGUAUUUCGUGGAUGCCUUGACUGAAUCUGCGCAAGCCAAUCCAUCCAGUUAAUCAAAACAAAAAUCAAUAAGAUAAUCUGUUUACAAGGACCUGCCCUCUUCCUGGGCACCUAUCAGGCUCAUGGUGAAGUUUGUUUACUGUCCACAUGCAUCUAGGGUCUUUAAGUGCCAGAGGUCCCUAUUGGAUGUGCUGGCUGAAGUGUUGAGAGGUGGGAGGAGGAUAGUGACAGACUGAAGUUGGUAGGCCUGUGACUACCUGCAGUCUUUGCUGCCUGAUGUUCCUGUUCUGAUCCAUCUGUGAGUAGUAAGUGUUUAAGAAAAUGCAUUAGGAAAGUUCAGGACCCACGUUCCUUUCUGUCCUCUGUGGUCAAGCUGGAACUUCGCAGGGAAAUUAGAUGUCUUAUUCAAGUGAAUUGAUCAGACCAGAAGGUGCACUUCUCAGGCCUGGUUGUCCUCUUCACAGCCAUACGUAGAGUUCGCUCCUUGCCCUUUAAGUUGUUUCUCUUAUUACAGACCUAGAUCUAUACUUGAUGUGUCAGUCAUGUGUAAGAAAAAUGUUUUAGAAAAAGCCCUGCCAUUACUUCACAUGGGAUCCUGUUUUUUUUUUUUUUUUAGAGACAGUCUCACUUUGUCACCCUCGGUAGGGUGCCAUGGCCUCACAGCUCACAGCAACCUCCAGCUCUUGGGCUUAAGCGAUUCUCUUGCCUCAGCCUCUUGAGUAGCUGGGACUACAGGCGCCCGCCACAAUGCCCGGCUAUUUUUUGUUGCAGUUUGGCCGGGGCCGGGUUUGAACCCGCCACCCUCAGUAUGUGGGGCCGGCGCCCUACCCGCUGAGCCACAGGCGCCGCCCAGGAUCCUGUUUUUAACAUUACCAUCCAGCUCUGCACCCAGCUGUGCUGUCUACGUGCUGAGUACGGCAGUUAGACUUCCGUGGCAGGAUAAGGGACACUUGUGGAGGCCACGCUGAGCAAAUAAAGAAGACUCGCCUGAGAUGGCUUCAGUGUAAGCGGGUGGCGUGGCAGCCACCCAACUCAGUUCUCAUGUCUUCUGCUGCCCAACCUUCUCCUCUGCCUUUGCAUUUGGAUGUUCCUUCUCUGGUUCAAGUUCCUAUCUCAGCCAAAUGCUAUUUUUACUGCUAAGAAUAGAUACCAAGAAGUGUAAAAGCCUGGCAGCUCAGUCAAACACUAAUGCUAACAGUUACGUCGGGUAAGAAAGGUCUAUGCUGUCUCCUUGAAAACCACCCUGGUGGGCCACAAGGCUGGAGGGCGUGAUCCUUUUAGCACCGUGUAUACAUUACUUGCCCAAGUUAAGGAAGGAGCUCCUACCUUUCACAGAGGUGGCCGUCCUUGUGCAAGCAGAGACUCUGAGAGUGGCGAGGGGAGACUUUGAUCUGUGUGAGCCUACGACAUGUCAGAAGUACUGUAAGUGCCACCCUCUGGUGUGUCACGAUCAGUCCCAAAACUCAUUUGGGGGCAGUGACCUACCACCAUCACCCACUGCUUAGCCCUGUCUCAGGGUUCUUCCCCUUUCUCCACAGAGAGAUUGUGAAAUGGCAGGGUUAUUUUUGUGUGGCUUAUUUUGCUGGGGGAACUGGAGGGGUGACACAUUUGGGGUUUUUGUUUACCUACAGAGAAUGUGUUCCUACCACAGAACUUAAAUUGUGAAUAGGGCCAAGUUCUUUUUUUUUUUUUUUUUUUUUAAGUUUUUGACCUUUAUUUCUGAUCUCUAGGGCCAAGUUCUAACAGAUGGGCGUUUCCUGCUUGUCUGACCUGCAGACAUUAAGUGUUACAUGCAAGAGAUAAAUUCACAGGUGGGAUUUAUAGUGUUUGGGGUCUGAUGAUAACUUCUAAAUAACUAGUGUGAAUAUUUGGGGAUUGACCAGCAGAUUACAUCUCUUGUACUCUUCGUUCACCUGCUUGCCUUAAUCUGUCCCUAAAUUCAACUAAAUUUAAAUAAAAAAUAAGAGCGAGGUUGUCAAGAGCCAUGCCCACACAGAAGUAACAUCUUGGGAUGGAGUGUGAAUAAAGGGCUUAGAAGCCAGGUAGGAGAAGGAACCUGUCAUGGUAGCGUUGCAGAGGAAGAGAGCAGCACAUGUGGGUGAGUCAGGAUUAGUGAUGCCUCUCAAAUACCACUGAAAACAGGUGAGACCAGGGAAUCCAGGCCUCUGCCCAGCGUUACCUUACUAGCAGGCAAAUUGUCAUUUCCUGGCACUGGGUCAUGUGCUUUACUCUAGAUGGCAGCUUGUCCGUUUUGUCUUUGUUCAGUUUUCUCUAUUCUGAAAUGCCGACCCGUGGCUGGGCUGGUGGGAGAACUUCCACAGCCUUUCUCCAGCGGUGCCCCUCACUCCACCUGCUGAGGAGGGGGGGUGCUGCUCUCCCUCCUCCCUACAGGGCCCAGUAUGUGUUUGAAUCUGAGUAAAGUAUGAUCUCUGGGUAGUACUAUCUGAGUGGUGUUCCUCCUGUUAAAAGACUUCUUGCAGUCUUCAAAAGCUUUUUUCUUUUUCCCACUACUGCUACUGGGCUGUCACCCUUGACCUUAUCGUCCUCUCAAUUGCAUACCAACCACUACUUGAAUUUAGAAUAAAAAGCUACCCAAGAAAGGUUGAUUGCCACCAGGGGGCGUAAUGAGAUCAUUGUCAGUGGCCUGGGUGGUGGAGGAGAAGUUUGAAUUUUGAAGAUUAGCCACCCAGUUUUCUUUCUCCAGAUGCUAAACAUUCCUGAUUGCUGAACAGUAUCCAGAAAUAAGAAACCUACCCCAUCUGACAGGCCCCAGAGUCCUCUCUCUUGAAAGUAUCUGUUUGGCUCCUGCAACCCCAUAAGUUAACAGUGCCCUAUCUGUUCUAGUUAGGCCAGGCUUCCAACACCCCACACACACUGUGGGCUGGCCAAGCACUCCUGUAUGGAAGCGAGCAGAAAGGAGGUGGGGAAACCUUGUGUAGGAAAGGAGUGGAUAGUGGCCAGGUGAUUGGAUAGGGUAGGCCCACCUCUUCAGCAGUAACUCCUAUUCCUGCCUGGCGUGAGCUACUCCUUUGAAUGGUGUCAAUAGUGGUCAAGUGAGGGUUACAACAUCAAACUUUUCGGAGUUUAUUCUCCAAGAUAACAGCGAAUCUUUAAAACCAAAGCGCUGGGUCUUGGGAGGAGGGUCUUAGAAACUUCUUUUUUUUUUUGUGGUUUUUGGCCGGGGCUAGGUUUGAACCCACCACCUCUGGCAUAUGGGACCCGCGCCCUACUCCUUGAGCCACAGGCGCCGCCCGAUCAGAAACUUCUGAUAGGAGAAAGACAGACAUGACUGGGGGACCCAGGACAUCAGGAGAGCCCUGAGUCUUUGGGAAUGAGGCAUCACCAUCAGCUGAAGAAUUGAGUGCUGCACACAGGUGCCUCUGUAGUUGUAAGUAGUACUGGGAAGAGGGAACAGCCAUUGUAAACAGGGAUGUGCAUUUCCACCAGAAAAGGAAAUACAGACCUUACUAAAUGCAGUUUUAUUAGAGCUUCAUGAAAGAACAUAAUUAACAUAGCUGUAUAAUUAGUUCAUGACUUUUUUGUAAAGAUCUGGGAUGCUGCUGGUGCACAUGCUUUACAAACUAGUUUAACUAGAGUCUCAGCCUUAGUUUAGGACUUUAGACGAGUACGAGAUGAAACAGGAGUUGUGCAGUGUGCAGUAAGUAUUGUAAAAAUUGUUGUCUAGGAGGUUGGCGUUUAAGGACUAGGUUAUGUGCAGUAUUUCUGCAAAUAAGUUGUUUCUGACUUGUGUGCUGACAAUGCUAGCGGGCUCACAGUACAGUCUGGUUUCUUCUGUAUUCCUCCACUCCGUGCCUUUGUCCAUAUGUUAACACUGAUGUUACCUUGUAUACAGCAACACUAGGUGAACUAGGAGUGUCCCAAGGUGGUGGCUCUCGACUUUGUCUCCUUGUUAGUUGAAAAACUGGGCUCGGGUAGCCUCUUCUGGAUCUCCCUGGGGGAGAACUUGCCUGGCCUGUUGUCUCCACAGUGACUGGACACUACAGAAGAACCAGGACCGUCCUCUGAGCAUUCGCACCUCCCGUGGUCGUCAAAUAGAACUCUGAGCAGUCUUCUAGUUCUCCGUUUUUUCUGCGUCCGUCUAGCUAUGGGGUGGGUCUGCCAUGGGAUUGGUAUUUUUAACUUUCACUUGGAUGAAACUUGUUCAUUUUAAAUAAAGCAACUGGAUUUGGA
This is a messenger RNA of Nycticebus coucang (slow loris), 6742 nucleotides long. RefSeq names its product jumonji domain containing 6, arginine demethylase and lysine hydroxylase (gene JMJD6). Lineage: Eukaryota; Metazoa; Chordata; Mammalia; Primates; Lorisidae. Gene Ontology annotation, cellular component: nucleus; cytoplasm. The transcript has 7 exons. The record is from RefSeq and is a predicted model, not a curated record. Gene Ontology annotation, molecular function: P-TEFb complex binding; histone H4R3 demethylase activity. Gene Ontology annotation, biological process: phagocytosis. The coding region runs from base 309 to 1547 and encodes 412 amino acids.